Leptomonas pyrrhocoris is the source of this 1262-nucleotide messenger RNA. RefSeq names its product vacuolar ATPase subunit-like protein. Bases 189 to 1262 code for a protein of 357 amino acids. The record is from RefSeq and is a predicted model, not a curated record. Lineage: Eukaryota; Euglenozoa; Kinetoplastea; Trypanosomatida; Trypanosomatidae. Gene Ontology annotation, molecular function: proton-transporting ATPase activity, rotational mechanism. Gene Ontology annotation, biological process: proton transmembrane transport; vacuolar acidification; vacuolar transport. Gene Ontology annotation, cellular component: proton-transporting V-type ATPase, V0 domain; vacuolar proton-transporting V-type ATPase complex. The transcript has a single exon.
AGUUUGCGUGUUGUUUCCCUCUGAUCGUCUCGGCUCAUCACCCACCCACACACGUACACGAAGUCCGCUCAUCUCUUUACCCUCUUUAUACCUCGUAGAAAACAGCCCGACAAGUCAGCUUCUACCGAGUUAUUCUUGUUCCAAUUCUUCAGGAGAUUACGGCCGGCACACGUAGAAGGCGGGUCAAGAUGGGUCACGAUAUGAUGGAUUACAACGUGCACGAGGGUCACCUCGAGGCCAUGGUGCACGGCUACCGCGACGCCCUGCUCCACGUCGACGAGUACAACAACCUGUGCCAGUGCGACAACCUCGGCGACAUGAAGAGCCAGCUGCAGGUGACCGACUACGGCAACUUCCUCCAGCAGGAAGGCUCGCUGACCUCGCGCAUCAUCGUGGACCGUGCGCAGGACGUGCUGCUGCGACAGUUUAAGGAGCUCCGUGCGUGGGCCGAGCCCCCGCUGUGCCAGUUUCUAGACUUCAUCAGCUGCGAGUACAUGCUGUCGAACGUCCUCAAGCUGAUCGUAGCGAAGCGCAGCGGUCGAGCGAACCUGGAGCUGCUCACCAAGUGCCACCCCCUCGGCGUGUUCCCUGAAAUGCCGACGCUGAUUGCCGCCUCCGACGUGCAGGAGAUGUUCGAGGUGGUGCUGAUCGACAGCCCUGUCGGCCGCUUCUUCAGCGCCGAGGGCGGCUUCGAGCGCGACCUGGACGAGCUCUCCGUCGAGUACAUCCGCGGCAUCCUCAUGAAGAACUACUACGAGCAGUUCUACGAUUUCUGCUACAGCCUGGGCGGGGAGACGCGCGACGUGAUGUGCCCGGUGCUGGACGCGGAGGCGGACCGCAUGGUGCUCACCUUCACCUUGAACACGCUCGGCAUGCGCGAGAUCACGCCGGCGGACCGCCGCAAGGUGUUCCCGAACAUCGGCACGCUCGUCGACAUCCACGACGACAUCGCGGAGAGCGAGAAUGAGGAGCAGCUGCGGGACCGCCUGCGCCGCUUCCCGACCUACUACGAGUUGCUCGAUGACGGCAGCCGUAACAUCGACACGGCCGGCAAGAAGUCCCUCGAGCGCCGCUUCGUCGAGGCCUCCGUGACCAUCUACAACGACGCCAUGACCCGCCAGUUCCAGUACGGCAUCUUCUACGCCUACGUGAAGCUGAAGGAGCUGGAGAUCAACAACCUCCAGUGGAUUGCUGAUUGCGUGGUGCAGCAGAUGCGCAAUCGCCUGCACGAAUACGUGAACACCGUGCCGUCGGCCAUCUAA